This is a messenger RNA of Neoarius graeffei (lesser salmon catfish), 3929 nucleotides long. Its product is annotated as anoctamin-9. Gene Ontology annotation, biological process: chloride transmembrane transport. The transcript is spliced from 24 exons. Gene Ontology annotation, molecular function: protein dimerization activity; chloride channel activity. Gene Ontology annotation, cellular component: plasma membrane. Lineage: Eukaryota; Metazoa; Chordata; Actinopteri; Siluriformes; Ariidae. The record is from RefSeq and is a predicted model, not a curated record. The coding region runs from base 273 to 2630 and encodes 785 amino acids.
AAUGGCGCGUUUUCUCAUUCGUCACUUAAUGAGCCUCUCUUUGUUUAGUAAUCUAACCUGUUAACCCUUUACCUUCUACCUGAAACUCGAUGCAUUCCAAGAACUCGACAGGUGACAUUCUACAUAGAGAGAUUCAUUUAACUCACUCAGGGAGUGCGGAAGUAUAAACACUAUUUAGGCUGAAUGUUCAUGCCGAAGGACAAGCAACCGUGCUCCAGGUAAUUGAACUUCUUUUCACUGGCCAGUGGCCGCAUCUGGAUUCACCUUCAGUGAUGGAGCGCAGAUUUAAUCACAGGAGACAGGGAAGCAUUGAACUGUUGGAAGCUAUUGGGGUGGUGAAAAAGGAAAAUGGCACCAGCCUUUCUAUGCUUCCUUUGCACUCCCCAAAGUCCUUUGACUAUGUUCUGGUGGCCCAGGAGGUGGAUAAAGAUCCCAGAAAAAGCUUCAGGAAGAAAAGGGAUUUCAUCACAGCUUUGCAGGAGAAGAAUUUACAGAUAACGAAAAUUGCUGAUGAUGAUAAAGUUUUUUAUGGGAUCAAAGCUCCAAGAGAGAUCUUUGAGACAUACAGAUAUCUGCUUAAAGUGUCAGAUGUGUGUAACUGGAGCUGUGAGCAGCAAGGGAAUAUACCGCAAUCAACAAGGAUACGAAUCGUUGACUACAUCCUGCACCACACCAGCAUAAACACUGAUGGUGUUCCAGAGUAUCUGCCAGACCUCAUUAAAAAGAAUGUAUUUCAGGCUCAGUUUUGUCUUCAUGAGAAAGAAGAGCAGAAAGAACUGAGAAAGAGUUGGGCUAGAUGGACUGCCUGUUUUAAAGGGCAACCCAUAACUGAUGUAAGACACUACUUUGGAGAAAAGGUGGCUCUGUAUUUCCUGUGGCUAGGCUGGUACACAUUUCUGCUCAUCCCCGCUGCUGUGUUGGGGGUCAUAGUCUUUCUUUAUGGCCUAUUUCUCUUCAAGUCCAACCCUGUAAUACAGGAGGUGUGUGAAUCAGAUGCUAUAAUGUGCCCACUGUGUGAUCAUGGAUGUAAGGUCUGGCGGCUCUCUGAUACAUGCAUGUAUGCAAAGAUGAGCACAUUGUUUGACAAUGAAGGAACAGUCACAUUUGCUAUGUUCAUGGCAGUCUGGGCUACUGUGUUUCUAGAGUUCUGGAAACGCCACACAGCCUCAUAUGUCUGUGAGUGGAAAGUUUUUGACUGGUGUGAAGAAGAGGAGGAGCUGAUACUGGACAUAGUGAAUGAUCCUAAUUGCGAGUCAAAGACGUACAGUCACUCAUAUCUACGCAGUACACUAAUAAUGGUGCUAAUGACACUCAUGCUGCUGCUGAUCAUUGGAUUGGCACAUGCCCUUGUUGUGUUCAGGGUAAUAGCCAGUGUAUUCCUUGCUCAGAGUGAAAAAUGGGAUUUUAUUCGUGAAAACAGCAGCACAGUUGCUUUAAUGCUGGGAGCAGUGCUGCACUACUUCACAAUAACCAUCAUGACUCGGGUCAAUCGCAAAGUGGCUCUGAAGUUAUGUGAUUUAGAGAAAGUGCGUUCUCAUGCUGCUGUUGAAAGGAGCUUCACAGUCAAGAUGUUUAUGUUCCAAUUCUUCACACUUUUCUCUUCACUCAUAUACACAGCAUUCUUUCUUGGCAGGAUAAACGGACAUCCAGGUGGAUAUGUGAGGAUAGCUGGAUUCUGGAGAUUAGAGGAGUGUCACCCAAGUGGAUGUCUGACUGACUUGUUCAUUCAGAUGGCCAUCAUCAUGUUGCUCAAACAGUUCAUCAGCAACGUUUUUGAGUUUUCAGGCCCCUGGUUCAGACGGUGGCUGAAAAGGCGACAGGAUCAGAAGCUGAAGAAGGUUAGACAGUGUUCAAAGAAGGACUGUAUGGAGGGUACAGGAGGUGCUAGUCUGUGUGACAACUGUAAACUUAAGGACUUGCUCUGGAACUUUGAGCUCCAUAAUGUGGACUCCUUUAGCCUCUUCAAUGAAUUCCUAGAAAUGGUACUCCAGUUCAGUUUCACUACCAUCUUUGUGGCUGCAUUUCCUCUGGCUCCUCUGCUCGCUCUGCUUAACAACAUAAUUGAGAUCAGAAUGGAUGCCAUUAAAAUGGUCAGUCUGGAGCGAAGACUGGUGCCCAGGAAGACUAAUGACAUAGGUGUUUGGACAGAUGUACUGGAAACAAUUGGUGUGUUAGCUGUCAUCGCCAAUGGGUUAGUCAUCGGCAUUUCCUCUGAUUUUAUCCCUCGGUUGGUGUAUCGCUACCGCUAUGGACCCUGCGCUAGUAAUUUCACUACUAGUGGUCCUGGAUGCAUGUCUGGUUAUAUUAAUAACUCUCUAUCUAUCGCUGAUACAAGUGAUGAAAACAUCAGAAAAGAUUUUUCCCUCCAUCAACUCAGUCACAAUAACAAGACCGUGACACAUUGCAGCUAUAGAGACUAUAGGAAUAAUGAUGACUUCACUUUGACCAAUCAGUUUUGGGUCACUCAGGCAGUCCGCUUUGCCUUCGUCAUUCUCUUUGAGCACGUGGUGGUGAUGUUCAAGUGCAUCGCAGGGUGGUUUGUCCCCAGUUCUCCCUUAGAGGUAAAAAAUACAAGGCUGCAAGACAAACUUGGAAGACUGAAAGAAGAACUACACCCAGCAAAAGCAUGACAUUUCAGAUCACAGAAUGAGUAACAAACUUCAGUGGAUGCUCCAAUCCAGAAAACAGAAAAAGAAGGAUCAUCAGCAAGAUAAACUGAACUACAAUGUCUAAUCUAAUUACGAACCCUGUACAUCAUGAUCCCAUCUCCACGAGGAGAAGGGCUGAAGUUGAAAUUCUUGCUGCUGUGCACAACUGGUAACUUACUGUUUCCAUUUGAUUCAUUCAGUACUCUUGUUUUAAGUCGAUGAAUGACAUCAUCUUUGUUUUUUCCCUCUAGUCCAGUACAUUUUUUUUGUAUCAAAUUGGAUUUACAACACUGUAUGCUUUCAAUUAUGUGACUAUUAUUUUUUAUUUACAAUUCAUGCAUUAGGCAGAUACAGUAAAAGCAAUGUGUUAAAAAAAAUUAUAAAUCCAUUUUUUUCUAGACUGAAAAUAUCACACAAACAUUGUUACCUCCGCCAAGGAGGUUAUGUUUUCAUUGGCGUUGGUUUGUCUGUUUGUUUGUCUGUCUGUGUUCAAAAUAACUCAAAAAGUUAUGAACGGAUUUUGAUGAAAUUUUCAGACAAGGCGUGUAUUGUGACAAGGAACAAAUGAUUACAUUUUGGUGAUGAUCCGGAUCACCGUCCGGAUUUUUUUGAAGGAUUCUUUAUCAUUGCGAGAUGUAUGAACCUUUUGGCCUUCUGUUUUUUUCCCGCUUGGUGGAGGUCUGCGCUCUCCGAGAGCUUUUCUAGUUUUUAAAUGAAACUAGAUAGAACUCGAUGCCAAUGGCGUCGAUGGGGAUGCCUCCGCCUGGUAGACUACAUGCCUUAUGAAGUUGUGAUUAAGUUAAUGUCAACUUGGUAUUUAGUGUUAUUAUGCAAAUGAUGAUAUGCCACCUGACCUUGAAGUCUACAAGAACAGAUAAUAUUUUGAUGUUCACAAGGUUUUGGGGCAGACAUGUGACCUCAAAGUAACCUUGACCUUUGGCCUUCAUAUUCUAAUCAUUUCAUCUUUGUCCCCAGGUGCACAAAUGCUGAAUGUGUGGUGAAAUUCCUUUUAUUAGCCUUUAAGAUAUUGUGUUCACAAGGUUUUUGAACAGACAUUUGACCUCACAGUGAUCUUGACCUUUGCCCUUUUGAUCUCAAAAUCUAAUCAGUUCAUCUUUGUCCCAAAGUGCACAAAUGGUGAAAGCUUGGUGAAAUUCCUUUCAUUAGCCUUUGUGACAUCGUGUUCACAAGGUUUUGGGACAGACGGACGCAUGCAUGGACGCACGCACGGACAGACAGACAACCUGAAAACAUAAUGCCUCCUGCACCUUAAAGGAACAG